Halichondria panicea is the source of this 1584-nucleotide messenger RNA. RefSeq names its product late secretory pathway protein AVL9 homolog. Gene Ontology annotation, cellular component: cytoplasm. The record is from RefSeq and is a predicted model, not a curated record. The transcript has a single exon. Bases 17 to 1531 code for a protein of 504 amino acids. NCBI's taxonomy places the organism in Eukaryota, Metazoa, Porifera, Demospongiae, Suberitida, Halichondriidae.
GCCUCCCUCUAAAAAGAUGGCUACCAGUAAUGCAGUACUGGAGAAUGUGAGCGACUUAGCUACUCCUGUGUUGCAUAUUCUAGUGAUUGGAUUUCACCAUCAGAAAGGCUCCACCAUCGAGUUUUCUCACCCGUCCCUACUCCUCACAAGCCAAGUGCAAGAAAGCCUAACAACGUCAAUAACUCAGUCUCCAUGGAGGAACUUGCCCCACUUGGCUCUUCCAGAUGGCUGCCAUAACUUUGAGGAAGAAUCCGUCUUCUUCACACUGCCAGAUCUCGACCAUCCUGGACAAUCUGUUUUUGGAGUGGCUUGCUGUCGACAAAUCGAAGCCAAUAAACUAAAGAAAAUGGACGACGAAAUUACCCGUUCAACCGUGCAGAAAAGCAUCUGUGUGAUCUCCCGUUAUCCAGUGUUUGAGUUCAUUGAAGCGAAACUGAGUCUCGUAACACAUGCUUUCUUCAACGCAAAGGACUUUUCAAAUAUGCAAAUUCUUCGUGAAACAUACAACGAUAUCAACUCAUCUCUGAGCAGUUCGUCGCAAAUCGUGUCUUCCCUUUAUUUGGAUAUAACGCUCGGGGAUGUGAUCACACAGUUUCAGCACAGACUACUACAAAUGUUCAAGGCUCUACUGGUGGGAAAAAGAGUUGUUUUAUUUGCCCCAACCUCGAUCAAAGCCAGCAAAUCCGUCCUCAGCAUUUUAUCGCUGUUCCCAAAGUCACUGGAGAGUUAUACUGGAAUUGAAGUCGAUGAUCUGUUGUCGCUAAAUAUGUUCUCUGUUUCGCAAUCAUUUCAACCGUACCUUUGCCUGCAGCAAAUGGAGGAGCUGAAGAGGCCAUCAUCGUGUGUCCUGGCUGGUGUGGUUAAUCCUCUCUUCGAAAAACAACAGUCCAAAAUAUGCGAUGUUUUCGCUGAUGUGUCCACAGGGAUUGUUGCUGUCCACGACCAUUCACUUAAACCGUGCUUGCACUUGUCAACUGCUGAUUUGCGAUUUUGUAGUAUUUUAUCUGAGACAAUUUGUGAACGAGAAGCGAACCAAUCUGAUUGGCUGGGCAGUAACGAUUGGAUACGGGUCCAAUUUAAACACUAUCUGAUUUCUCUACUAAAGACAUCACUUGAAGGUGAUGAUGCAGCCAAGGAUGAAUUCAACUCUGACUUCAUGCGUGUGUGGUGUGAGAGCCCAGUCUAUAAAUCAUGGCUGCAAAAAAUUGGAAAGGACCGCACCAUUACCACUGAAGAACCUAAGGCUGAAGUGAAAGAUGUGAUGACAAAAGACAUUUUAUCACAAACACUUCCUAUGCACAUGUGCACUGGAGAAUUGUCUAUUAGCGAUUUAAAGAGAAGAUUUUUAGCUCAAGCGAGUGAUUACGGACUUAAUGUUGGGUCGCGAGAAGAAGUGGUUCAGCAGACUCAGGAGGUCAUUGCCGUGACAACAGAGCGUGUAACGGAGGCCGUUAGCCGGGCCUGGACUUCAGCUUCUAAUGCUGUGUAUAAGUGGUGGGGAGGCAGCCAAGAAGAAGACAAUGAUAACUGAGUGAUUGUGUCAUUAUUAAUAUUUGUUGUGCUAAUUAUUGCUAAUAUUAAAGG